AUGGGUAGAAGAAAGAUCGAGAUUGAACCCUUAUCAGACGACCGAAAUCGAACAGUGACAUUCGUCAAGCGUAAGGCUGGGCUUUUCAAGAAGGCUCAUGAAUUGGCAGUUUUAUGUCAGGUGGAUCUAUCAGUCAUUAUUGUUGGUAGUAACAACAGAAUAUAUGAAUAUUCUACUGUGGAUACUAAAGAAGUGUUCAAUUGCUAUGAAAAGACAAUAAAUACUAGGAAACAUGUACAUGAGGCGAAAUCCCCAGAAAACUACCUGAUUUAUCGCAAAAAACGCCAUUUGCAUGAGCCACUAACCGAUAAGAAGGGACGUGUUGUAGGAACGACUGCACAUUUGAAUGAUGACGAUGUUGACAAUGAAAUGUUAGGUGAAGAUGAGUACGAAGAGGAUGAUGAUGAAAGGGAUGACACUUCUGAAGGAGAAAUACUGGCACACACGAGAAAGAGACCACGCAAGCGUCAAAGGGCAACUUCAUUCAAUAAAAGUCGUAAUCCUAAAGUGUUCAACAGUAAGAGCUCACCACCUCCACCACCCCCCACGCAGAUAUCUCUCAACAAUGUACCCCCAUUUAACAAAUACAAGAAACCAAGCAUCACAAUCUCCAGUCACCUGCAAAGUCUGCCCCCACUGGUACUGCAACAGAAUACUUCAUCCCCAAAUAUGGGUCGAAAGGAGAGCUCGUCCCGACCUGUCUUGCGAGUACAGAUUCCAACUGAUGCAAAGGGUAACCAAACUAAAUCGGGAACAUUCAAUUUUGAUAUAAAGGAAACAGGAAGCACCGAUACGGCCCGAACAAUUACUGCGGUUGAUAACACCAGCUCAUCAAUUAACCAAUCAUCAACCAACCAUACCGGGGUUAGUGGCAGUACUAGCGGAUCUCAUCAAGGAAUUGGGCACAAUCAGCAUUCGAUACAUCUAGGUGAUGGGGAUAUUCUUCAUAAUAAAUCUACCAACAAGUAUGGAUCUACAAAUCAUCUAAUGCGUACGCAAACUCCUUCGGCUAAGUUUAGUGGUUACUCAUCAUUUCGAUCUCCUGACUCGAGAAAACCAACUUUGCCACUACCCAUCAAUUCCAAAUCUCAAACCUCAUCACCAGCAAGUGCUACUUACCCAGGACUUCCCAACCCUUUGAGUCAAUCAGGAGGAGGUGGCGGCAACAGUCGAAGUAGUAGUGGUGGAAGCAACAUGAAUCCCUCUCAAAUCGGAGACAAUGCUUCAAUGGGAGAGCGGCAGAAUAACAACCCAGCCGCUAAUAAUAACGGUAAUAAUACCGGUGUUAUAAAUACUGAUAGCAAUAACAUGUUCUCGCCUUCGGUUAUGAAUCUUAACUCAGGAACGUUUUAUUCGAUGAACCAAGGGUCAGUCAACAACUCGUAUAUGAAUUAUUCAACUCAUGGAUUUAACCAACAAUACCAGCAAUAUAAUCAAAGUCAACAAAAUCAACAACUGCCGCAACCGCAACCAUAUCUGCAAAAUCUGCAGCCACAACUGCAACUGCUGGCAAUACCCCAAAGUUCCGUGAUCACUAAUGAGUUGCUGGGACAACUUCCAUCAGCACAACCGCAAGAGUCUGCGAUGAAAUUUCGUCCACAUAUUCCAUUCUUCUCACAACACAAUCAACUGAAUCAACUGAAUCAACAACAACAACAGCAGCAGCAGCAGCAGCAACAACAACACAAUCUUGGCAAUAAUAACGGAAGCAAUUUCAAUGGAGAGCAAACCCCAAUUUCAGCUUUGCCAUCACGAUAUGUAAAUGAUAUAUUCCCUUUCCCAUCGCCAUCUAACUUCUUAGCUCCCCAAGAUUGGUCAACGGGUAUGACACCCACGACAUCUCAAGCUCCGCAGUUCUUUAUGAAUAUGAUGCCAUUGAAUAGUGGUGGUGGAUUCAAUUCACAAUUUCAACAUCAACAACAGCAACAGCAUCAAAACAACAGAGCUUCAUACGGUGAGGACAAAGGCAGAACCAAUACAGGUGGUAGUACCGAAUUAGCACAACCAUUAACGACUACCACCGGUGUUGCUUCAUCAAGAGAAGCGACAUUUGGAGCAAUUGCGGAAGAAGAUGAAAAUGCUAGUGCCAGUGUAAGUGGCAGUGGGAAUCCAAGCAGUAGUGCGCCUACAAACGUUGAUGACGGUAGUAAAACUGCAAGCCACGCCACUACUGAGGCGACAUCUACAGGGGUUUCAACGGAUGUCUAG
This is a messenger RNA of Lodderomyces orthopsilosis Co 90-125, 2208 nucleotides long. RefSeq names its product Rlm1p (gene RLM1). NCBI's taxonomy places the organism in Eukaryota, Fungi, Ascomycota, Pichiomycetes, Serinales, Debaryomycetaceae. The transcript has a single exon. Gene Ontology annotation, molecular function: DNA-binding transcription factor activity, RNA polymerase II-specific; protein dimerization activity; RNA polymerase II cis-regulatory region sequence-specific DNA binding. Bases 1 to 2208 code for a protein of 735 amino acids. The record is from RefSeq and is a predicted model, not a curated record. Gene Ontology annotation, biological process: positive regulation of transcription by RNA polymerase II.